Messenger RNA from Cyclocybe aegerita, 1215 nucleotides. NCBI's taxonomy places the organism in Eukaryota, Fungi, Basidiomycota, Agaricomycetes, Agaricales, Hemipholiotaceae. The record is from the annotation of a GenBank genome assembly.
AUGUCUCUCCCCAACGAUCCUUGCGAUCUCCAAAGCCCAGCCUCUCCUCUUCUUUCUUCUCCUCCCUCUGCCCUGCCACAUCGACACAAUGAAGUCCAGCCUGAGCCUCUGCCAGCUGCAGUCAAUUCACAGGCCAAGUUACCCACUGCAGGCGUUGGAUCGCCUCAGAAUCAAUCUGUGGAUGCUUCUGGGCAGCUGGUCUUCCAAGACAAAUCAGGCCACUCUGUCGCUUCUCAGCCCAAGGUCCCUGUUGCCGUCGUUGUGCCACAGACUAAUCCAAAUAUUUCUGACACCUGUACACCUUUCCCAGAGGAACUCGAAAGGGGUGUGUACGGCACCACCGUUCCCAGUUUUUAUGUUGUUAUGCGAGGCAUAACAGUCGGCAUUUUUGACACCCAGGUUGGUGCCAUGCAAUCCAUUGACAGUGUCUUUGAAAACUGCAUUGUUCGCUUCUCCAGCUGGGAGGGUGCCAUCUUUGACUACACUGUCUGCUUCGAGGCAGGCUUGGUUUCCAUUGAGCAGCGAGAAACCAACCCGAGUGUGGCCCUGCUGUCUCAACUACCCUACUACAUCCCUGGCACCCCAGAAUACGUCCUCGAGCCCAUUCCUCUGUCGCCGCGUCCCAUUCUCAGAUCCCCGGGCCACCCCUCCAAUCCGAUCUAUGUCGGUUCUACAUGCCCAAUGCCCAAAUGUCCGAUCCGCACCCAUAUCGUACCUUGGAGCCCCCAGCCGCUGAUCUCCACCAAAUGCGCCCGCAAGUCUCAUGACUCAGACAAUAGCAUUGUUUACCGCCUCGCCAAGAAACUAAGUGGGGAAUCUGACUCGUCUUCGGAGGAUUCCUCUGAUAGCAGCAUCAUUAUCCCUACUCCAGAUGGGUUUUACAACAGUUCUGAGGCUGGACAGCCUAUUGUUUGUGACGACUCAUCAUCUGAGGAAGUAUUCCCUUUCCCUUCGACCCAACCUCCUAGGCCUAGUUUGCCCCAUCAACAAAACGCCACUCCAGGACCAUCCAACCACUCCAACGCCCUGGAUCUCAAUGCUCCAUCCCCUCAGGGCUCACUGUCAGUGUCUGCUUCGCCUUCAAUCUUGUUGCCCCUUUUGGACCAGCACGCCACCGACAAUGGCUAUUACUUCGACUUCGAUGACAAGGAUGGAUUGGAGCAGCUUGACCUAGCCGAUGCCCUCGCCGCUGCUCAUGGACAAUGGCCAUUCUAA